UUAUCUGGCCACGGCUAUAAGCCGUCGUACACGACUUCGUGCGCUCGUCUAGCGAGCGAUUAAUACAGCGAUUUGGAAAUCCAGCUCUGUCGCUUCGGUCGCUUUACAAUCUAAAGCAUGCUUCAGAUUCAACCCUUCUUCAACAUGUCAAAACACCGGUAGAAGACGCGGGUUUUCUUGUUGUUCUGGACGGACAGAUUGCGGAUUACUGCGAGAUAAAAUUAUAAAGCGGCAAAAUGGAUGUUGAACGGUUCGAACCUCGUACAAUCGUAAAUGGAGCACUGCUGAAGAAGCACAUCGACGAGCAAAUAAGUAUUCAUCUUAAGGUUGAUCGAUGUGACGAUGGAAGCAGAUCGUUUACUGGGAAAUCUACCGAUGGUCUUACCGUUCAGGUGUUUUUUCCUGAUCCUUUGAUGGGUCUUACAGCAGGGUGGAUGGAAGUGAUCGGCGUGGUCGCCCCGAAUAAUAUCGUUCGAGGAAAAGAGCUCGUCACGUAUUUCGAUAGCCUGGAAAAGGUUGAGGAUUUUGAUGUAGGCGGUUAUAAUAUGCUAUGCACAUUGCUAUCCGUCUGUAAAGACCCAUUUACAACUGGAUCAUUAAUGUAAUAUGUAAUAUAUAAUGGCUUAUCUUCCAAAGCGAAUACAAAUAAACUGAAAAAAAAUCUUCGUAAUAAUGCUUUCGCUUAUCGUU
Anopheles darlingi is the source of this 690-nucleotide messenger RNA. RefSeq lists its product as uncharacterized. The record is from RefSeq and is a predicted model, not a curated record. Gene Ontology annotation, biological process: mismatch repair; double-strand break repair via homologous recombination; base-excision repair. Gene Ontology annotation, molecular function: single-stranded DNA binding; damaged DNA binding. Gene Ontology annotation, cellular component: nucleus; site of double-strand break; DNA replication factor A complex. Bases 237 to 605 code for a protein of 122 amino acids. The transcript is spliced from 2 exons. Lineage: Eukaryota; Metazoa; Arthropoda; Insecta; Diptera; Culicidae.